UUGGGCAUAGUUUUGUGAGAAGCCUGCUUUCAACAUGGACCAAGAAGUGGUGGGGUACAUCGUCCUUCUGGUCAUCGUCACUCUUUUAAGUGUCGUGCAAAAUGCCUUUUUUGCAAGCAAGGUUGAACAGGAAAGCAAGAACAGUACUGGCAAAAUUGUUCAGCGGGGUGGUUCAUCUGCCUUUGAGCGGGUCUUUACUGCCAGCCAAAACUGCAGAGACGCCUAUCCAACAUUUCUUGCCGUACUUUGGUGUGCUGGCUUGCUGUGUAGCCAAGCUCCUGCUGCCUUUGCUGGACUGAUGUACUUGUUUGUGAGACAGAAAUACUUCAUUGGCUACAUGGGGGAAAGGACUCAGAGCACUCCUGGCUACAUUUUUGGAAAACGCAUCAUCUUGUUCCUGUUCCUGAUGUCUGUUGCUGGAGUUCUCAACUAUUACCUGGGUGUCUUAUUUGGAAGUGACUUUCAAAUAUAUAUAAAAACCGUAACUGGUACCAUCUCCCCACUCUUACUAAUUCCGUAAAUCUGUGCAGAAAGGGAGGUGGCAGAGAAUGGAGGAGGUCAGCGUGCUUAGCCAAUCAAUAUCCAGAAGCAGAUGUUUGAAAUGAACCUACAAAGCUUCUUUUAGAUUGCCAUAAAUCUAGAGCUCUUUGGGACUCUGUUGUACUGGUUUAACAGUUUUUUCCUAUGAGAAAAUGAUUUAUUCUGCACAGUUGGCAUGUCUUGGGAAGAAGAGUAAUAUGUUAUAUAUUCCUGUAAACUUCUAUAAAUGAGUCUGGGUGCAGAAUUCUGAUGUGCAAGGAAAAAUUUCUUUGCCAUCCCUAAAAUGUGUUUUUUACAAGAUACAAACACACUGCCUGGUUUUUGCAAUGUUCAUGAAUUCCUAUGGCAGUUUAUAGAAUUCAGAUUCCCAUCUGUGUCAAUAUAUUUAUGUGAAGAUAUAGGGCCGGGGGCUUGGCAGUUGUUUAUUGCUAUCACAUUUGCUUAAUAUAUAUAAAAAUUAAGCCUGUGGAGUACCAUUCUCUCCCUGCUUUCUUUUGGAGUAUUCUGGUUUUAAAAAUAAAGCUAUUUACAGUGA
This is a messenger RNA of Varanus komodoensis (Komodo dragon), 1075 nucleotides long. It is a transcript of the gene ALOX5AP, whose product is annotated as arachidonate 5-lipoxygenase activating protein. Gene Ontology annotation, cellular component: endoplasmic reticulum; membrane; nuclear envelope. The coding region runs from base 35 to 520 and encodes 161 amino acids. The record is from RefSeq and is a predicted model, not a curated record. NCBI's taxonomy places the organism in Eukaryota, Metazoa, Chordata, Lepidosauria, Squamata, Varanidae. Gene Ontology annotation, biological process: leukotriene biosynthetic process. The transcript is spliced from 5 exons. Gene Ontology annotation, molecular function: leukotriene-C4 synthase activity; glutathione transferase activity; glutathione peroxidase activity.